Paralichthys olivaceus (Japanese flounder) is the source of this 3345-nucleotide messenger RNA. RefSeq names its product ring finger protein 130 (gene rnf130). The record is from RefSeq and is a predicted model, not a curated record. NCBI's taxonomy places the organism in Eukaryota, Metazoa, Chordata, Actinopteri, Pleuronectiformes, Paralichthyidae.
CGCAAUGCAGCAGUUCAGAGACGAGGCUCGAGCCUCUUCACGGUCCAACCUGAACCGGAACUGAACCGGAACAAAGACCCGAUCAUCAACAGCAUCCCCCCGCCGAAGACUCGGACCAGCGGAGCAGCACCGGAGCAGCAGCCCGGAGAGGACCGGAGGACAGCGGAAGCAGGCGGGGUCGGUAAAGCGGGAGUCCUGUCUGUCUGUCCGCCGACAAAACGUGAGACAAAGCUGCUUCUCACCGUUUAAACACUGAGUCAUGGUCGUGGAGACACCGCAGAGGACAGAGACAUGACGGUGUCCAGAUGUUGACCGGUCCUGAUGUCCUGAUAACCCUAACCCUGAACCCAGGGUUUAACUGUCCGAGAAGACAACAGGAAACACGGGAGGUGAAACAUCCGGAGGACACACAUAGACACCAACACCUGGAGGACACGCAGAGACAGAAUCAUCUGGAGGACAGAAACAUCUAGAGGACAGACAGAGACAGAAUCAUCCAGAGGACACUCAGAGACAGAAACAUCUGGAGGACAUUUUCAUGUGGAAGACAUGUUUUAUAGGACAUAAUCUGAACUGGAAUGGACUGGAAGGACAAAGAGAAAUCAAGACAUUUUAGAAAUUAGACAUAAAGAAGACAUUCACAGACAAACCAGGACAUUAAGGUUAACAAACGUUUGGAUGUAAAGUGGAUUGAGAAGACAACAUCAUGUCCCUCAGGUGGACUCAUCUUCCAGUUUCACUGGUCCUGGUCCUGGUCCUGACGAGUUCUGUGUCCACAGCUCGCUCUGACAGGAACAUGGUGUCCGAGGAGUACGUGGGUGCCACUGUUAACGCCACAGUGCUGGACGGACGAGGAAACACCGUGCACAUGAUAAGCAGUGACGACGGGACGUAUGGACAGAAUUCACCCAAAGUGGACACUAGGGGGGUUGUCAUCGCACCUGCACCGCAUCACGGAGUGGUGGACCGGCAGGGCUGCGACCCCAGCACACGUUUCCUGGUUCCUCCUCGUAAUGUCCAUUGGGUGGCACUGCUGCAGAGAGGAAACUGCACUUUUAAAGAGAAGAUACUGAAGGCGGCAGCCUACAACGCCACAGCUGUCCUCAUCUACAACAACUCCACUGACAAGACGGUCAAGAUGGGACAUGAAGGUACUGGUGACACAGUGGCGGUGAUGAUCACAGAGGCAUAUGGUAAAGAGAUUCUGGCUCACCUGGAGAGGAACCUGACGGUCCUGGUCUCCGUGGUUGUGGGUCAACGUGGUCCCACCAAGAACAUCAACCGAGGCUCGCUGGUCUUUGUCUCCAUCUCCUUCAUCGUCCUCAUGAUCAUCUCAUCGGCCUGGCUCAUCUUCUACUUCAUCCAGAAGAUCCGCUACACCAGUGCUAGAGACCGCAGUCAGCGUCGUCUUGGUGAUGCGGCAAAGAAAGCCAUUGGGAAGUUGACUACGAGGACGGUGAAGAAAGGUGACAAGGAGACUGAUCCGGACUUUAACCACUGUGCCGUGUGUAUUGAAGCAUACCAGCUCAACGAUGUGGUUCGAAUUCUUCCCUGCAAACACGUCUUCCAUAAAAUGUGUGUGGACCCGUGGCUGAACGAACAAUGCACCUGUCCCAUGUGUAAACUCAACAUCCUCAAAGCGCUUGGCAUCAUGACCAGUCUUCCCUGUGUGGACAGCGUGGUGUUGGACGUGGAGCGUCUGGGUGUAAGUCAGGCAUCCAGCAGCCAGAGGACGCUGCUGGGUGACAGCAACCAGCCGUCCAUCAGCCUGGAGCCACUCAGCCCCCCCCACCCUGAGGCCACACCCAGAACACCUGCUGACAUCACCAUUGCCGUGACCAGUGGCGGUCACUUCUUCAACAGGAAUUCGAUGUCUCCUCGCAGCAUCGUCAGUGAGAUGGAGCUGCCGGACAUUCAGGCCUCGCUGGACCUCUAUGACGACAACAAGUCAUGAGGCCCAUCAUCAUGGUUUAAACCCCCCACCACCACCUUUAGGGAGGAGUCUGAUAACAACAACCUGGAUCAGCAUCAAUUCUGGACUCAGUUCAGACGUGAAUCUUUCAUUUUUUUAUUUCUCCAGAAGAAGAUAAAGAGAUGCUGGUCGAUAUUCAAAUUGAACUUGUUUCAGCUUAGGAACCAAAACCUGAACUAGGUUCUUCUGGUAGAGCCUGAGUCAUGUUGUUGUUUCUUAGGGUUCCAUUGAAAACUUUGUCACCCCCUUUUAAGUGUUUAUUGGAUCCUAAAAGGGCUCUUGGUCCCUGGAAAACUGGCUAAUAUGUUCCUACAUCACAUGAGAUGCUUCACCUGGAAAUGUUUCUGAGUGCCUACAAGAGUUCCUGGUUUCAAGUUCCUAAAAUGCUUCCUGGAAAAAGCGCCAAAAUUAUGAGGAAAUGUUUUCAGGAGUUCUCUAAAUAAGGUUACUGGGUUUUUGGUGCUUUAAGAUUAUGGAAACAUUUCUGAAAAAAAAAUCCAAGUUUGGGGGUUAGGGGUUAGAACGUUAAAAAGCUCAUGGAGAAGUUGCUGAGGGCCUUGAUGUCUUAAAAUGGUUGCUGUAUUCCUGUCCCUUGAAAUGUUCCUGGAAAAUUUUCUCAGAUUCUGAGCACUUUUUGACCAGAACCAGAGCAGACAGUCAUAACAAUGGACCUCCUGAUUGGCUGACUGAUGAUCAGACACUGCUUGACUCUCUGAAAACCUGGAUCAGAACUCCUUGUCUGUAAAUACUGAUUGACCUGUUUAUCAUCAGACUGGAACCUGGACUUGGAACCUCUGGAGGAAACAAUCAUGUGACCCCUGCAGUAGUUAACUUUUAGAACAAAGAGACAUUUGAUUUAAAGAAAAGUUAACAUGGCGUUCAAUGUACAACCUUCAUCUUAGACCACACUCUCUUCCUCGCACUCUGGCUCACAGACCUGAUCUGGUGUCAGGUGACCCAGGAUGAGUCCUGGACACGUCUCGUUUGUGUUUCCUGAAGUGACGGACUGCUACUUUAAAAUGUAUUUAAUAGCUUCUGAAUUACUCAGUGUCUAAUAAUCAGAUGUAAACAGCAUUAUACAAUCUAUAACCUGAUCAAUCAAGCGAUCAAUAUUAUCUCGGAAGUGACCUGAACACAUCCUGUCUGCGUCAUGUGGUACUGAUGAUUGAGAUGAUGAUGGUGAUGUGAUAACGAUGAUGAUGGUGAUGAUGAAGAUGAUGGUGAUGAAAAUGGUGAUGUGAUGAUGAUGACGAUGAUGAAGAUGGUGGUGACAAUGAUGAUGGUGAUGAUGAUGAUGAUGAUGAUGAUAGUGGUGAUGAUAGGGGUGAUGAUGAUGAAGAUGGUGGUGAUGAUGAUGAUGAAGUUGGUUAUGA